This is a messenger RNA of Sebastes umbrosus (honeycomb rockfish), 3081 nucleotides long. RefSeq names its product galactosylgalactosylxylosylprotein 3-beta-glucuronosyltransferase 1. Gene Ontology annotation, cellular component: Golgi membrane. The record is from RefSeq and is a predicted model, not a curated record. Bases 840 to 1847 code for a protein of 335 amino acids. Gene Ontology annotation, molecular function: galactosylgalactosylxylosylprotein 3-beta-glucuronosyltransferase activity. Lineage: Eukaryota; Metazoa; Chordata; Actinopteri; Perciformes; Sebastidae. The transcript has 8 exons. Gene Ontology annotation, biological process: carbohydrate metabolic process; chondroitin sulfate proteoglycan biosynthetic process.
AGAGAAACACAGAGGAGACAGGGUGUUCAUGUCAAUGCUUGGAGCUAUACACAGUAAAGUGGAAUAAGACGAAGGAAGAGUGACAGAGAGAGGAAGAGCGACGGGAGGAGAGCAGAAGAGGGAGGGUUUAGUGAUAAAGAAGCGUCCCUCUCUUCUCCCACAUCUCUCAGUCUGUGCGCACUGGAGCACAGCAGGAGCUCCGGAGCGCAUCACCGACAUGUACACCUGUAAAGCCCGGUCCAUUCAUCCAGGGAUGCUGCGUACAUGUAGACUAUAUGAAUGGCAGCGACACCGUUAAACGGCAGCAAAAAGAGUGAUUUCCAUCUGUCUUGAUGAAAUCAUUUUGAGCUCGGAGGCAGAGGAGAAGGCGACAUGCGGAGAAGAAGUGGAUGCUGAGCUGCUCCAGUCUACUAUUAAGGGGCUGGCACUGAGGACGCGACCCUACCCGAGGAUUGGAUAGCACCCACUGGAUGCUGUGGACGAAAUCCGCUGGUUGUCACCCGGACUCUGGUGCUCAUAUGUGCACCAAAUACACCCUCCUUCCUUGGGAAGAGAACUUGAUGGAUCCCUCUGUUCAUCACAGCUGACACAUCAAGGCCCAGCGCCAUGAUCAGCACCUUAAUCAUUAACACAGCACAACGGGAUUAGACUUCUGUGGCACAAGUGGAUCAUCACUCAUUUCUGGAUAAUCAACUGAACCGAACCACUGAAACACUCAGUCUCCUCUUCUACAGGCCUCUUCAUACAGAGCCUACAGUAUCAGUCCUCCAACUGAUCAUGUGUGUUGGCUAUAAACAUAGCCUUGCAGGUAGUGACAUGACUCGGGUCUGAACCUGGAGAUGCCGAAGAGACGAGACAUCGUCGCCAUUGUGUUGAUCGUGUUGCCGUGGACACUGCUCAUCACUGUUUGGCACCAGAACGCCAUCACUCCUCUGCUUGCUACUCGAAAGGAUGACAGACGUGAUGGUCGCUCCAACUCCAGGAAUACUUUUGCCGUCAAGGAGUCCUGCUCACUUCAGAACCGGGACAUCGUGGAGGUGGUGCGCACUGAGUACGUCUACAGCCGGCCUCCGCCCUGGUCUGACAUCCUGGCCACCAUCCACGUCAUCACCCCCACCUACAGCCGGCCGGUGCAGAAGGCAGAGCUGACGCGUCUGGCCAACACCUUGCUGCACGUGCCCAACCUGCACUGGAUCCUGGUGGAGGACUCCCAGAGGAGGACCACUCUGGUCAGCCGCCUCCUCCAGGAGACGGGACUCAACUACACCCACCUCAACGUGGAAACACCUAGGAACUAUAAGGUACGCGGGGACACUAGGGACCCCCGAAUACCUCGGGGUACCAUACAGAGGAACCUGGCCCUGCGGUGGCUCCGAGAGACCUUUGGCGUAAACAGCAGCCAGCCUGGGAUUGUCUACUUUGCAGACGAUGACAACACAUACAGUCUGGAGCUGUUUGAGGAGAUGCGUUCCACCAAAAAGGUGUCAGUGUGGCCCGUGGCCUUCGUGGGCGGCCUACGAUAUGAGUCCCCUAAAGUAAACACCUUGGGCAAGGUGUAUGGCUGGAAGACUGUAUUCGACCCACACCGGCCCUUUGCCAUCGACAUGGCUGGGUUUGCGGUGAACAUGCACCUCAUUCUGUCCAAACCUCAGGCUUAUUUCAAGUUACGUGGGGUGAAGGGAGGUUAUCAGGAGAGCAGUUUGUUAAAGGAGCUGGUCACUCUCAGCGAUUUGGAGCCUAAAGCUGCUAACUGCACUAAGGUAUUAGUAUGGCACACACGGACAGAGAAGCCUGUGCUGGUAAAUGAGGGCAAGAAGGGAUUUACAGACUCUAAUGUGGAGAUAUGACAUACUUCAUCUGACACAGGGACAUUUCUCCAUUGGAUUCUACCUGGAUUCAAACCAACCUCGGAGCUCUUUUAAGCAAUAGCCAGGGUCAAACAUAUCGUCACAGCACAGUACAGUACAACUGUAAUUCACCACCGCUUAGAAACGGAGGCAGACCUGUUGGCCCCAGGAGGCAGCACAAGCCAUGUGCUUGAACAUACCACACAGUAUCAAAGCACAACUGCACAAGACCGAGCCGGCCCAUGCUGCUCAGAGCACUGGCUGAUGCGAGACAUUGGUAGGAGUUGCCAAAAGGAGCUCGCCCACUGAGGUUUCCUCUGAGAGCUGAGACAAAGCGUGUUUCGUGAUUUUAAACUGCAGGAAGAGAUGGCACGGCAAGCAAUAAAGAGCCCUCUGAGCGCAGACAACACCAGCCAACCAUCCAAUCAGCAUGAAAUAGGGCCCUUUUGUUCUGGAGCGAGCUGGCUGUCGGGCACAGGGCUGCACAGAGGAAUAAAAGGGGCCCUUGUUUUAAGUGAGUCAGCACUGACUGACAGACUGCACUGAGGGGAUCUGAGCCCUCCCCGCUUGUACUGUACAACACUGAGCUAUUUAGAUAGCACCCCGAACCCAGCACUAAUUAGGAGUCCUGUUACUCCUCUACACACAUUCACACAUGCUCAGCUGCACAUGAUGAGCACAUGCACUGAAAAAACACGGAGCAAUGAUUUAUUACAGUAUAACAGCAAAGUCCUCUCUUACAGUCAUUUACUCCAAGCUCUUGUUUAUUCCUGAUAUGCUGUAACACUACUGAGGUCUUCACAGACGUCGUCAUAAGCUAAUUAAGGUCCCACUGAGUGAACUGAGUGUUCCUCAGCAGAAUUAUUUAUUGUUUCAGAGUAACUGGUACCAUGCACUUGUUAGUCCUGAGCUAUGCAUGUGCGAGUCAAUGGGAUAUGAAGCCAUUACUCUAAAAAUUGGAUGUGCAUCCUUUCAAAUAGCUGUAUUACACAAUCUAAUUAUUCCCACCAUGGUUGGCUGGCUUGCAAGUGAUGAUUUCAUACCCCAUUGACUUGCAGAGGCACCGCUUACAAAUGCUAAUGAUCUCAGACUGUGUGACUGUUAGGAAUUUGGUCAGUUAUCAAUGUGUCAGGCAUCCGAAACCCUGAACUUUGGCUUGAAGAUAAGGGUCUGAUGUUGCUACAAUGCUGCUUGUUGUUCAUUUGAAAGCUGUUCACAUCACUACUGCCUCAGC